Aspergillus mulundensis is the source of this 531-nucleotide messenger RNA. RefSeq lists its product as uncharacterized. The record is from RefSeq and is a predicted model, not a curated record. The coding region runs from base 1 to 531 and encodes 176 amino acids. The transcript has 2 exons. Lineage: Eukaryota; Fungi; Ascomycota; Eurotiomycetes; Eurotiales; Aspergillaceae.
AUGUCCCCCCCACGCAUCUACUCAGCCAUGACGAUUGGCCUCGGCCUCCUCUCCUAUGCCACGGCGCAGCUCAAAACUCAGCCCCUCCCAUCCAUCAACGAAGCCUACAUUACAAUCGCGAGCGGCGACUGUCUUAACGAGUUCGCCUCCGUUGUAUCACCCACCAACGACCGAUCCAACUGCGUUAGUGUCGGCGUUAUUGAACCUGGUAGUUUCAUAUACACCCGCGCUACCACCCACAGCCCGGUGCGCUGGUUGGCUGUCUCCCAGGACGCUGACGGCAAUACCCGCCUUUCCUUUAACGAGCGCGGGCCGGGCCUGUCGUGGCGUUACACUGUCAAGUCUUCUGGCGAGGGAUACUACGGAGGCCUCUUUAUCGAAGCCGAUCAGGAUUACGCUGUCUUUGGACCCGACUGGCAGGUUUUGUCGGAUGGUUCGGUUCUCGCUCCUGAUUCGGACAUUGACGAUCCCGUGCAACUUGCCCUGGUUUUGCCCGUCGAGGAUGAGACCGCGGCCGUCAGUGACCUAUGA